This is a messenger RNA of Oncorhynchus mykiss (rainbow trout), 1527 nucleotides long. RefSeq names its product Sec61 alpha form B. Gene Ontology annotation, cellular component: membrane. Gene Ontology annotation, biological process: protein transport. The record is from RefSeq and is marked provisional. NCBI's taxonomy places the organism in Eukaryota, Metazoa, Chordata, Actinopteri, Salmoniformes, Salmonidae.
AACGCUUGGGACAUCAUCAUGGGCAUCAAAUUCCUGGAGGUAAUAAAGCCCUUCUGCGCUGUAUUACCUGAAAUCCAGAAACCCGAAAGAAAGAUCCAGUUCAGAGAGAAGGUACUAUGGACAGCCAUCACUCUCUUCAUUUUCCUUGUGUGCUGCCAGAUUCCCCUGUUUGGCAUCAUGUCAUCAGACUCAGCAGAUCCCUUCUACUGGAUGAGAGUGAUUCUGGCCUCCAACAGAGGUACCCUGAUGGAGCUGGGUAUCUCUCCGAUCGUCACCUCAGGCCUCAUCAUGCAGCUCCUGGCUGGGGCUAAGAUCAUCGAGGUGGGAGACACACCCAAAGACAGGGCCCUCUUCAAUGGAGCACAGAAAUUGUUUGGUAUGAUCAUCACCAUUGGUCAGGCCAUCGUGUAUGUGAUGACUGGCAUGUAUGGAGACCCCUCCGAUAUGGGCGCUGGGAUCUGUCUUCUCAUCAUCAUCCAGCUGUUUGUGGCCGGUCUGAUCGUGCUGCUGCUGGAUGAGCUGCUGCAGAAGGGUUAUGGUCUGGGUUCUGGUAUCUCUUUGUUCAUCGCCACCAACAUCUGUGAGACCAUCGUCUGGAAGGCCUUUAGCCCCACCACUGUCAACACUGGCAGAGGCACAGAGUUUGAGGGGGCUAUCAUUGCUCUCUUCCACCUGCUGGCCACACGGACAGACAAGGUGCGUGCCCUGAGAGAGGCCUUCUACCGCCAGAACCUGCCCAACCUCAUGAACCUCCUCGCCACUGUCUUCGUCUUUGGUGUAGUCAUAUACUUCCAGGGCUUCAGAGUGGAUCUGCCCAUCAAGUCUGCCCGUUACCGUGGCCAGUACAACACUUAUCCCAUUAAGCUCUUCUACACCUCCAACAUUCCCAUCAUCCUCCAGUCUGCCCUCGUGUCCAACCUGUACGUGAUCUCUCAGAUGCUCUCCACACGAUUCAGUGGUAACUUCCUGGUUAACCUGCUGGGCACCUGGUCAGAUACGUCGUCUGGUGGUCCAGCCCGUGCCUACCCAGUGGGUGGGCUCUGUUACUACUUCUCUCCCCCGGAGUCAUUUGGCUCGGUCCUAGAUGACCCCAUCCAUGCUGCCAUCUACAUCUGCUUCAUGCUGGGCUCCUGUGCCUUCUUCUCCAAGACCUGGAUCGAGGUGUCCGGCUCAUCUGCCAAAGAUGUGGCUAAGCAGCUAAAGGAGCAACAGAUGGUUAUGAGGGGACACAGAGAGACCUCCAUGGUCCAUGAACUCAACAGGUACAUCCCCACAGCAGCUGCCUUUGGUGGUCUCUGUAUCGGUGGCCUUUCUGUCAUGGCAGACUUCCUGGGUGCUAUUGGCUCGGGAACGGGUAUCCUGCUGGCCGUCACCAUCAUCUACCAGUACUUUGAAAUCUUUGUCAAGGAGCAGAGUGAAAUGGGCAGCAUGGGAGCCCUGCUCUUCUAGACAGACACCUGGCUGCCAACACCUGUGACGAAACAACCCUCUUAAUGCACAUGGACAGAUCAGACCAAGUCCCACCAA